AUGUCUACUGUUCCAACAAAAAAACAACCGUUCAAAGUAGCUGAUUUAAGUUUAGCUGAAUGGGGUCGAAAAGAAAUCACAUUAGCCGAAUAUGAAAUGCCCGGUUUAAUGCAAUUACGUCAUACAUAUGGUUCAACACAACCAUUAAAAGGUGCACGUAUUGCUGGGUGUCUUCAUAUGACUGUUCAAACAGCUGUACUCAUUGAAACAUUAAUUGCAUUAGGAGCUGAAGUUCAAUGGAGUAGUUGUAAUAUUUUUUCAACACAAGAUCAUGCUGCAGCUGCUAUUGCUAAAACUGGUAUACCUGUUUAUGCUUGGAAAGGUGAAACUGAUGAAGAAUAUAUUUGGUGUAUUGAACAAACAAUUUAUUUUGGUGAUGAUAAUAAACCAUUAAAUAUGAUUUUGGAUGAUGGUGGUGAUUUAACUGGUAUUGUUCAUGAUAAAUAUCCUGAAUUAACAUCUGGUAUUUAUGGUAUAAGUGAAGAAACAACAACAGGUGUACAUGGACUUUAUAAAAUGCUUAAACAAGGAAAACUUACAAUACCAGCUAUUAAUGUUAAUGAUUCAGUAACAAAAUCAAAAUUUGAUAAUUUAUAUGGUUGUCGUGAAUCACUUAUUGAUGGAAUAAAACGUGCAACGGAUAUAAUGAUUGCUGGUAAAGUUGCUGUUGUUGCUGGUUAUGGUGAUGUUGGUAAAGGUAGUGCACGAGCUUUACGAAAUUUUGGUGCUCGUGUUCUUAUUACAGAAAUUGAUCCUAUUAAUGCUUUACAAGCAGCUAUGGAAGGUUAUGAAGUAACUACAAUGGAAGAAGCAUCCAAAAUAGGACGUAUUUUUGUCACAGCAACUGGAUGUCGAGAUAUUAUUUUAUCUCAACAUAUGCUUCAAAUGCCUGAUAAUGCUAUUAUUUGUAAUAUUGGUCAUUUUGAUAUUGAAAUUGAUGUUGCUUGGUUAAAUAAAAAUGCAGUUUCGAAAGAAAUAAUCAAACCACAAGUUGAUCGAUAUCAAUUACCAAAUGGACGUUCAAUUAUUUUACUUGCCGAAGGUCGACUUGUUAAUCUUGGUUGUGCUCAUGGUCAUCCAAGUUUUGUUAUGAGUAAUUCAUUUUCAAAUCAAGUCUUAGCACAAAUUGAAUUAUUUACUAAAAAAGGUCAUUAUGCUAUCGGUGUUUAUGUAUUACCUAAGAAGCUCGAUGAAGAAGUUGCCGCUGCUCAUCUUCAUCAUUUAGGUGUUCGUUUAAGUAAAAUGACUACUGAACAAGCAAAUUAUUUGGAUUUAAAUGCAUCUGGUCCAUUUAAACCCGAACAUUAUCGUUAUUAA
Molecule: messenger RNA, 1317 nt
Organism: Rotaria sordida
Lineage: Eukaryota; Metazoa; Rotifera; Eurotatoria; Philodinida; Philodinidae
Source: the annotation of a GenBank genome assembly